Aureobasidium musti is the source of this 1689-nucleotide messenger RNA. Lineage: Eukaryota; Fungi; Ascomycota; Dothideomycetes; Dothideales; Saccotheciaceae. The record is from the annotation of a GenBank genome assembly.
AUGGGCCUCCCCGACCCAGCAGAAACACCAGACUAUACCACCUGGACACCCGAACAACUACAAAAACGCAUCGCAGAUCUCGAGAACCAGCUUCGAAACAACCGCAUCGCGCCUUUGCCCGAUCCUUCGACUGUGCUCCCGCCAAAGAAGAAACAAAAGCAAGAUCGUCCUUUUGAUGCUAGUCGCUAUAACACAAGACACAUUGCGCUGAAGUUUGCGUAUCUGGGUCAGAGAUAUAAUGGCUUUGAGCAUCAUACUGGAAACAAGACGCCAUUGCCUACGAUUGAGGNNGAAGAGCUGUGGAAGGCACUGACCAAGACACGGUUAAUCUUCCCUUCACGACAGGGCCAAUUGAAAGAGGNNGGGGAGAUCGACUGGGAAGGCACAGAUUACUCAAAAUGUGGAAGAACGGAUAGAGGUGUGAGUGCCUUUGGGCAAGUCAUUGGUAUCCGGGUCCGAAGUCUACAGCCCAUGCCGAAGGAGAAGCCAGCACAAGAGGAGAAUGCAGAUGCAAUGCAAGGAAUUGAGGGAAACGCGAAAGAGCAGGAAGCCAACAAGGAAGAGACAAAGCCAGAGAAGCCUUGGGAUCACAUCAGGGAUGAGCUACCGUAUAUCCAACUACUCAAUCGUGUCUUGCCUGAAGACAUCAGAAUGCUCGCUUGGUGCCCAACACCGCCUGCCGACUUCAAUGCUCGCUUCAACUGUCGCGAACGUCGAUACCGUUACUUUNUUACCCAGCCCGCUUUUGCGCCCGUCCCUGGAGAUGCUGGACUUAUGACCACAGCAACUGGAAAGACACUAAGAGAAGGAUAUCUGGAUAUCGAAGCCAUGAAGGAUGCGGCAAAGAGAUAUGAGGGUCUGCACGACUUCCGCAAUUUCUGCAAGGUCGAUCCAGCAAAACAAAUCACAAACUUUGAGAGGAGAAUUUUCAAGGCAUCGAUUGAGGAGGUUGAUGUGAGCCAGACGCCUGCAGGUUUCAUAUCGUAUCCGGCAUUUGCUCAAACUGCAAACGGCGAAAACAAAACAGGUGUGAGUGGCGAUUUGAGCAUUCCAAAGAUUUAUACCUUCGACGUCAAUGGAUCUGCUUUCUUGUGGCACCAGGUGCGCCAUUUAGUUGCAGUAUUGUUCUUGGUCGGCCAAGGGUUUGAGCCUCCAUCCAUCAUCUCGGAUCUGUUAGACAUGGAGAAGUAUCCCACAAGGCCAAAGUACGAAAUGGCAACAGAUGCGCCGCUAGUUCUCUGGGACUGCAUCUUCCCAGACCAUCAUGACAACGAUCAGAGCAGAGAAGAUGACAUGAACUGGGUCUAUGUGGGCGAGACUGGCGGCCGUGAAACCAACAAGCGCCCCGAUCUUGAUGGCGGAGACAGCAAAUUUGGCAAGGGAGGGAUUAUGGACUCGAUCUGGGAGGUGUGGCACAAGCGCAAAAUGGACGAGAUCCUGGCUGGCAGUCUGAUGGACGUUGUUGCUGCACAAGGCAAGCGGUCACCAGCGGAUAUUAAGCUGCCUCCGGCGACCGAAAGAAGUCCUAGAUUGUUCGACGGCGGCGAUUGGCCUAGACCAGUGGGCACGUAUGUCCCCAUUGCUCGCAAACAGAGGAUGGAGCCUGUUGAAGUGGUGAAUGCCAGGUAUCUCGAGAGAAAGGGUCCGUAUAAGCCAAAGUUCAUGCGCAAGGAUGAAGGAGAUGAGUAG